AUGCGCGGCAGCAUGCGUUCCUCUGGGAAGAAGAGGAGCCCCCGUGCUCCUCCUCCUCUUGCUCCGGUGCUCCUGCUGGUCUGCGGCCUCGCGCUGCUGCAGCGCCCGGCCUCUGCCGAGAUAAAGUCGUAUGUUGUGUACCUCGGAUGCCACUCGCAUGGCAGGGAGGGCGCGGCGCUCGCCUCCAACCAGGAACGCGCCAAGAGCUCCCACUACCAGUUCUUGGGCUCCGUCCUCGGAAGCGAGGAGAAGGCGCAGGACGCCAUCUUCUACUCCUACACCAGGUACAUCAAUGGCUUCGCCGCCACGCUGGAGGAGGAAGACGCAAUGCAGAUCUCAAAGCACCCGAGCGUCGUCUCUGUUUUCCCCAACAGAGGGCAUAAGCUGCACACCACCCGCUCAUGGGAGUUCCUCGGGAUGGAGAAGGACGGCCGGGUGAGGCCCGACUCCAUCUGGGCAAAGGCAAGGUACGGCGACGGCGUCAUCAUCGGCAACCUAGACACCGGGGUGUGGCCGGAGGCCGGCAGCUUCAGCGACGACGGCAUGGGCCCGGUGCCGGCGCGGUGGCGGGGCGUCUGCCACGACCAGUCCUCCUCCGACGACGCCCAGGUCCGCUGCAACAGGAAGCUGAUCGGCGCGCGGUACUUCAACAAGGGGUACGCGGCGACGGUGGGGCGAGCGGGCGCGGCCGCGAGCCCGAGCCCGGCCAGCACGCGGGACAGCGACGGGCACGGCACGCACACGCUGUCCACCGCCGCGGGCCGCUUCGUGCCGGGCGCCAACCUGUUCGGCUACGGCAACGGCACGGCCAAGGGCGGCGCCCCCGGCGCGCGCGUCGCGGCGUACAAGGUGUGCUGGCGCCCCGUGAACGGCAGCGAGUGCUUCGACGCCGACAUCAUCGCCGCCUUCGACGCCGCCAUCCACGACGGCGUGGACGUCCUCUCCGUCUCCCUCGGCGGCGCGCCCACGGAGUACUUCAGGGACGGCGUCGCCAUCGGGUCGUUCCACGCCGUCAGGAACGGCGUCACCGUGGUCUCCUCGGCGGGGAACUCCGGGCCCGGGGCCGGCACGGUGUCGAACACCGCGCCGUGGCUCGUCACCGUCGGGGCCAGCACCAUGGACCGCGAGUUCCCGGCGUACCUGGUCCUCGGCAACAAGAAGCAGAUGAAAGGACAGAGCCUGUCGCCGGUGCCCCUGCCUGCCAACAAGCAUUACCGGCUGAUCAGCUCAGUAGAAGCCAAGGCAGAAGAUGCAACAGUGGCCCAAGCGCAAGUGUGCAUCGAGGGGUCGCUGGACAAGAAGAAAGUGAGGGGGAAGAUCGUGGUGUGCAUGCGAGGGAAGAACGCGCGAGUGGAGAAAGGCGAGGCGGUGCAUCGUGCCGGCGGGGUCGGGCUGGUGCUGGCGAACGACGAGGCCACCGGGAACGAGAUGAUCGCCGACGCACACGUGCUCCCGGCCACCCACAUCACCUACUCUGACGGAGUCGCGCUGCUCGCCUACUUGAAUUCAACCAGGUCUGCGUCGGGCUACAUCACCCUGCCAAACACCGCGCUGGAGACGAAGCCGGCGCCGUUCAUGGCCGCCUUCUCCUCUCAGGGCCCAAACACGGUCACUCCCCAGAUCCUCAAGCCCGACAUCACCGCGCCGGGGGUGAGCAUCCUGGCGGCGUUCACCGGCCUGGCCGGCCCGACCGGCCUCACCUUCGACAGCCGCCGCGUCCUCUUCAACUCCGAGUCCGGCACCUCCAUGUCCUGCCCGCACGUCGCCGGCAUCGCCGGCCUCCUCAAGGCCCUCCACCCCGACUGGAGCCCCGCCGCCAUCAAGUCCGCCAUCAUGACCACCGCCAGGGUGCAGGACAACACGCGGAGGCCGAUGAGCAACUCGUCGUUCCUGCGCGCCACGCCCUUCGCCUACGGCGCCGGCCACGUGCAGCCCAACCGCGCCGCCGACCCGGGCCUCGUCUACGACACCAACGCCACGGACUACCUCCACUUCCUCUGCGCGCUGGGCUACAACUCCACCGUGAUCGGCACGUUCAUGGGCGGCCCGCGCGCCUGCCCGGCGACGCCGCGGAGGCCGGAGGACCUCAACUACCCGUCCGUCACGGUGCCCCACCUGCCCGCCUCCGGCGAGCCGCGCACCGUCACGAGGCGGGUGCGGAACGUGGGCGCGGCGCCGGCGGCUUACGACGUGCGGGUCCGCGCGCCGCGCGGCGUGUCCGUGACCGUGCGCCCGAGCCGGCUGGAGUUCGCCGCGGCCGGGGAGGAGAAGGAGUUCGCCGUGACGUUCAGGGCCAGGGCGGGGCGUUUCGCGCCCGGCGAGUACGUGUUCGGGCAGAUGGUGUGGUCGGACGGCGCCGGGCGGCGCCGCCACCGCGUCCGGAGCCCCGUCGUCGUCAGGGUCGCCGGCCGGAGGACGGGCAAAACCGGUGUCCCCGUCGCCUGA
Molecule: messenger RNA, 2445 nt
Organism: Triticum turgidum subsp. durum (durum wheat)
Lineage: Eukaryota; Viridiplantae; Streptophyta; Magnoliopsida; Poales; Poaceae
Source: the annotation of a GenBank genome assembly